AUGGCUAACGCAGGCCUGCUCCAGACCAGUCUCAUCUGGGUCGCGUACGCUGUAGCUGUCGUCCUCUGUCUCCUGGCUGCCAUCAUCACCACAUUCACAUGGCAAACGCCCCGCGAGCGAUCCGCCAUAGUCAGUAUUGUCGCCAUCGUCAGUCUCACAGCCCUUUUGGCAACGGUUCUUCUACUUCCUGUCGAUAUCGCUCUUAUUUCUUCGACAACGCACGCAUCUCUUGGUGUGAAAAAGGACUGGGCCACGGAACAGCGAGUCCACGAUAUCCUCCAGACUCUGCGCAUCGUCUACUACUCUCUAUACAGCUUCGACGCUCUGCUGUGUCUUUUGAUUAUCCCAUUCGCCUACUUCUGGCAUGAGGAAUACGAUGAGAUCGAAGUCGAGGAGGGUCGAUCGUUCGGCAGCCGCCUCAUCAGCGCGCUGAAAUACACAUUGGUCUUCGUCGUCCUGGUUGUGAUCCUCUUCCUGGUCGGCUUCUUCGUACCCGCUGCUGGAGAUCACCAUGGCGCCAACUGGGACUUGGACUACUUCAAGCGCAUCCUUGUUCAGAACAAAGGACAAAAAGCCCUCUCCUUCGCAUUGGGUCUGCUCGUCACCCUCGGAGUUUUGCUAUACGUUGUCUACACAGCGGCUGGAUUGGCGCUGCUUCCCAUGUCCUUCAUCAAGUCUGCGCCUUCCAUAUCAGCACCCCAACUCUCGGAAAGCACCGCAUCGGCAUUGGAGCAGAACCGCGAACGCCAACGUCAGCUAGAGAUGCGCAACGCCGGUCGCCCCGAGGGCAUGUCAUCCAAGGACAGACGUGAGCUCGAGGCCCUUGUGCGCGAGGAGCGGACGUUGACGCGCCGAGAGAGAUUGGCGGCCGAGGCCUCCGGGGAAGGUCGCAGCACCAUCUACAAGGUUUGGCUCAAGAUUUGCGCCGUCUUCCGGCCCAUCAAGCUUAUUGGUGGUAUCUUGUUGCUUUUGCUUUCCGUCUUAAUCUGGGUCUCCAUGUUGAUCACUGGAAUCGACAAGGCGAAGAACUCGUUCUGCAAAGGGAAGUGCGGCUACAUUUUGGGUCACAUCAACAUCUUCCAGCCCAUCAAUUGGAUCUUCACGCAGUCGGCCAAAGCAUUCCCGGUCGACUACAUACUCAUGGCUCUUCUUGUUCUGUUCUUCUUCAGCAGUUCGAUCUCGGGCAUUGCCACUGUCGGUAUCCGGUUCCUCUGGGUUCGCAUUUUCCAGAUCCGCAAAGGACGUACCGCACCUCAAGCCCUACUUGUCGCAACAGUCAUGCUGGCUCUCAUCAUUCUGGCCAUCAACUAUGCUAUCGCCAACAUGGUGGCCCCGCAGUAUUCAAUCUACGGCACGCAGACGUUUUGCACAGCGCCUCACCACGCUGGCGAGACGCCCAACUGCAAGGACAGACCUGACUAUCUAGUUCAAUGCUCCGAGGCUUUGGACCCCGAAGCCUUGAAGGUCUGCACACCCUCAAUCAUGGCGGAGUUUCUUAACCGGAUUGCCAUCACCUGGCCUUUCUUUGGCGCCUUGGACUUCUGGGCCCAAUUCGUCUUCCUCGGCAUUUUCCUCAUUGUCUUUGUGACUGGACUGUUCCGAGCACCCAAGCUUAACGUAUCCGAGCUCGACGAGGAUGCCGAGGAGGAUGAGGAGGAGGGUCUGCUCGCGAGCACCGGACGGAGAUUCGGAGCGACGUGGCAGGACAUUACGGGGCGCACGAAAUCGAAGAGUACCUACGGCACGCAGGAGAGCAACAACGGCGGUGGCUCGUCCGAGGCUUAA
This is a messenger RNA of Colletotrichum spaethianum, 1785 nucleotides long. RefSeq names its product putative magnesium transporter NIPA4. Gene Ontology annotation, cellular component: vacuolar membrane. The coding region runs from base 1 to 1785 and encodes 594 amino acids. Gene Ontology annotation, biological process: protein localization to vacuole. The transcript has a single exon. NCBI's taxonomy places the organism in Eukaryota, Fungi, Ascomycota, Sordariomycetes, Glomerellales, Glomerellaceae. The record is from RefSeq and is a predicted model, not a curated record.